Messenger RNA from Penicillium subrubescens, 480 nucleotides. RefSeq lists its product as uncharacterized. Bases 1 to 480 code for a protein of 159 amino acids. The transcript has a single exon. Lineage: Eukaryota; Fungi; Ascomycota; Eurotiomycetes; Eurotiales; Aspergillaceae. The record is from RefSeq and is a predicted model, not a curated record.
AUGGUCCCCAUGCUACUGACCACGGCCGACUGGGCCCAAUGGAGCGCUUCUCUUCGCGUCUUCCUGGACGCCUAUGACCCUCGUAUCUGGGAGAUCAUGCAGGGUACCACAGUCUACCCGCAACCAGUCCCCCAGGAUACGGAGAUCAUUCGACUCCUCGCUGCCCAAAAUGAGAAGCAGUCGCAAGACGUCACCGAAAAUGAAAUUUCCACCUUCAAAACCGCGGCCCGAGACCAAGACAAGGAAUGGAAGAAGCUUGAAGCCCAUGCGCUUCUCCUGUUGUGGUCAACCCUCGGCCCCAAGCCGCGAGAGAAGAUCGCGGGAAUUACCAAUAUCAAGUUGGCCGACGAGAAACUUCUUGAAUGGCGGAAUACACCUCUUGGCCAGACAAUUGCGAGCUGUGGUCUAAUUGGACCUCGGUUCGGCUCGACAAGAGCAUGUCCCCUGCCGCAUUUGUCGCCGCCUGGCAAGAUGCCUUGA